Molecule: messenger RNA, 3180 nt
Organism: Lethenteron reissneri (Far Eastern brook lamprey)
Lineage: Eukaryota; Metazoa; Chordata; Hyperoartia; Petromyzontiformes; Petromyzontidae
Product: leucine-rich repeat and immunoglobulin-like domain-containing nogo receptor-interacting protein 2
Molecular function (GO): protein binding
Source: RefSeq, a predicted model, not a curated record
GGGCGCCACGGUGGCGAGAUGUUAACUCCCUCGCCUGGUCUACAGGAGGUCGUGGGUCCUAGCACGACCCUGACGACGCCUGCUGCUGUACAUUUGAGAGCCACGCGGCUGGGGCGGUGGCGGCGAGGAGGAGGAGGAGAAGGGUUCCUCGGGGCGAGCCUUCGUCGGGCCCGGCCAGCCCGGCGCCGGGGGCGAUGGGCCUGGAUCCGGCCCCAGGGCACGGGGCAGCGCACGGCGCUAAGGUUCAGACUGAAAUGCUCGGACGCAAAAGAAGGGCGCUUCGCAAGCCCCUGGGCUGUUCUCAGGCGCUCCUGGCGGUCUUCGUCAUCAUCCUGCCUUCCCUGGAAAGUCACGCCAUGGGUUGCCCGGCGCGCUGCGAGUGCACCGCGCUUCAGAAGUCCGUGGUGUGCCACCGGCGGAGGAUGGCGGCCAUCCCGGAAGGCAUUCCCAUAGAAACCAAAUCGCUGGACCUCAGCAAAAACCGGCUACGUUCCCUGGACCCUGACGACUUCUCGAACUUUCUGCUGCUGGAGGAGCUGGAGGUGAAUGAAAAUGUGAUCUCAAAUAUCGAGCCAGGAGCCUUCAACAACCUGCCCUUCCUCCGCUCUUUAAGCCUGAGGAAUAACCGCCUGAAGCUCAUUCCUCGCGGCGUGUUCUCCAGGCUCACCAACCUGACGCACUUAGACAUCAGUGAAAACAAGAUCGUCAUCCUGCUGGAUUACAUGUUCCAGGAUCUGCGCAAUCUUAAGCGGCUGGAGGUAGGAGACAACGACCUGGUGUACGUCUCUCACCACGCCUUCAAGGGGCUCCACAGCCUGGAGCAGCUCACUUUGGAAAAGUGCAACCUAACGAGUCUCCCCACGGAGGCCCUGUCUCACCUGGGCAGCCUGUCCACGCUCAGGCUACGCCACCUCAACAUCGCGAGCAUCUUGCCCUUCUCAUUCAGGCGGCUCCUCCGACUGAAGGUGCUUGAACUCAGCCACUGGCCAAUGCUCGAGGAGCUUCCUAUGAACAGUCUAUAUGCACUGAACUUAACGGCGCUAUCAAUUACCUUUACAAAUAUCACCGCCGUCCCACAAUCAGCAUUGCAGCCUCUGGUUAAUCUCAGGCUACUAAACCUAUCGUACAAUCAAAUCAGAGUAGUAGAAGCUGGUGCCUUUCAGAAUUUAAUUCGACUUCAGGAAUUGCAUGUGGCUGUGUCGAGGCUUACCACAAUCAAGCCCCAGGCCUUUAUGGGCCUCAGCAAAUUAAGAGUUUUAAACGUGUCAAAAAACCUGCUGCAGACCCUGGAGGAGAGUGCUUUCCAGUCGACGAGCAGUCUGCAGGUCCUCGGCUUGGACUCGAACCCCCUGGCGUGCGACUGUCGCCUGCUGUGGGUCGUGCGCAGGCGGAGACGCUUGGCCCUGGGCGAGCGGCAGCCGUCGUGCGAAUCUCCCGAGCACGUCAAGGGCAUGGCGUUCGGAGACUUCCCCGAGGAGAUGUCACCAUAUUACUUCUCGUGCAAGAAGCCCUGGAUCACGGUGCAGAAGCCCCAGCAGGUCGCCACAGCCGAGAGCCAGACGGUGCUGCUGCCGUGCCAGGCAGAGGGGGACCCCCAGCCCUCCAUCAUGUGGGUCUCGCCAUGGAAGCAAAAGAUCACGGCUCAGUCGAACGGCCGCAUGGCCGUGCUGCCAGACGGCACGUUGCAAAUUCGCUACGCGCAGAUCCUGGACAGCGGCACUUACGUGUGCAUAGCCAGCAACGCCGCGGGCAACGACACCAACACGGGCAUCCUCGACGUCAAGAGCUUUUCUCCACAGUCUUUGUACAACAACGACACCCUCGCGUCCGUCGGCAACGGGAUGAACGGCACCGGCUCUAACGCCACUCGGGCAAGGGACCAGCAGCUCUACGACGUCAAAACCAUCCUAGUGGCCAUAGCCAUCGGCUGCUUCACGUUUCUGGGCGUCGUGGUGCUCUGCUUGUUCAUUCUGUUUCUUUGGAGCAGAGGAAGGGGCAGACACAAACCCAGCGUCCACGUCGAGUACACCUCCCGGCGCACCGAGAGCACCGACUCGGGCGCUCAGGCGCCACACCCCAGACAGAUCAGCAUGAGGAUGGUAUAGGGAGGCCUCGAAAGGGGCUGUCAUUGAAAAUUACGAAAUGCAAUUGCAGUUUCUGAUUUGAAUGAACUUUAAACAUUACCUACAUUUCUUUCGAGUACAUGUAGACUGUUUUGUUUGGAAUAAGACAUGUCCGUAUAUAUUGUAUUUGAAUAUGCAUUUAAGAACUAUUUGUUUUUUUCUGUCCGACGUUUUACAAUUGAACCUUAUGGAACUGAAUUGCAAACGUGUUUUGUAAGUAUGUGGGACUUGUGGAUCGCCGGUAGGUCAUCUCCCGUGACUCUCCACGUGAUCGUAACACUUGGAAGUACCGCACACAACUGUAUAUUUAAUUACAUGUCACAUUGUCACACUAACAAUGCCUGAGCACUCAUAACCAGGCCUCCCAGAUGUUCAUGUAGAAUAUUUGUUACGGUCAGGAAGCUGCAUUCAUCUCAGAGAUGGCGAGAACUGCCGAGCUGCGAGGUGGCUGGGUCGCUCGGGGGGGCGAUCUCCGUGGCAGAGCGAACGCCCCAGAGAUCCUGAGUUCAAUUCCCGACAGCCGCCCGCAAUAAAACCAGGUCCUCACACGUGGCAAGGUAAUGGUCUCAGCCCGGUCGUCAAGCACCGUACAAAAACCCAUAACGUAAAUUAGAUGUUUCACAGAAUUUAUCCAUUCCCACAUAGGAGGGCCUUGCAGAGAUAAAAGCACAGGUUCAGAGUCCGUGAGAUAGGCCUGAGAGAGGGAUACCGCGCAAAGACCGAUGUCUCCUCUGGAUCGUUCAUCAACGGAGUUUGCCGCUGCUUGGACGCUAACGGCACAAUUAUCGUCUCGGUGAUAGAUGCAACGCAACGAGUGGGAGAAGGCGAUCGCAGUAACACUAAGAAGUCUACAACACAUGCCUGUGGCCUGACUGCAGCAGUGCGAUCUAAAACGCAAGAUGCGGCGUUGUUUAACGACACGAGAUCCCCAGCCCUGAGAACAGCAUGGAGAGCGCAUUGUUGGUGUUUGCCUUUUGACAGCAAACAUUGCCAUGGAAUGGUAGCAGAGGUUUAUACACCUACCCCGUUUGCUGAAAUGGCAAAAUAGUAUUAUUUA